GAGCAAGUGACAAAUUGACAAUUCGAGCAAAUCAGCGAACCCCAAAUCGGAGGAGCUCCCACACCAGCAAGGCAGCGACAGCCUCUCCCGCGCGACCACCUGUCGCCAUCGCGAAGGGCCCCACCCCGCUGGGCCCACCCGCUUCCGCGCGGCCACACGCGGGCCCCACCCCCGCACCGGAUCCCCCCAUCCACCUCGGCGCCGCGCCGCCGACGCGCGCCGCGGCGGCGGCUCCUCCUCCGAUCGGUCGGUCGGUCCACCUCGCAUGCGCCGCCCCAAUGCCCGCGUCGACCCGCGUGGUGAAUCGCGGGAGGAGGGGACAACCCUAGCUGCGACGACCACGACCGCGAGUCCGGCCGCUUCCUCCAGGAUGGGCGCCCGCCGCAGCGGCGGCGGCAGCCGACGCCGCCUCCUCGUCGGCGCCCUCGCCCUCCUCGUCGCGUCCGUCCUCGCGCUCCUCCUGCUGGUGGCCCGCUCGCCGUCCCGUAGGUAUGGCGUCGUCAUCGACGCCGGUAGCACGGGGAGCCGGGUCCACGUCAUCGCCUACCGCUCAGCUGCUGCGGCGGGGGCGGGGGCGGGGGCGGGGGCGCUCCCGCGGAUCGACUGGGCUCGCACGGCGUCGAUGAAGGCGACCCCGGGGCUGUCGUCCUUCGCGUCCGAUCCGGGGAGCGCGGGCCGGUCGCUGGGGCCGCUCGUGGAGUUCGCGCGGCGCCGCGUGCCGCCGGAGAGCUGGGCGGAGACCGACGUGCGGCUCAUGGCCACCGCCGGCCUCCGGCUGCUCGACGCAGCGGUGGCUGAGGCCGUCUUGGAAUCGUGCAGGGUGUUGCUGCGGGAAUCAGGUUUCCAGUUCCAGGACGAAUGGGCCACCGUGAUCUCAGGAGCUGAGGAAGGGACGUAUGCAUGGAUUGCGGCAAAUUAUGCGUUGGGUACUCUAGGUGAUGACUCACAAGAUACUACUGGGAUAAUUGAGCUCGGUGGGGCUUCUGUUCAGGUAACUUUUGUUACGGAUAAACCUUUGCCUCCGGAGUUCUCUCAUACUCUGAAGUUUGGUGAUGUUACAUAUAAUUUGUACAGUCACAGCUUUCUACAUCUUGGUCAGAAUGUAGCAUAUGAAUCACUCCAUGACAUGCUAAGCACACCUGGACUUAAAUCAAUGGCGACCCAUUUAAUUUCUCAAGCUAAGUACAGAGAUCCUUGCACUCCAAGGGGAUUUUCAUCCAUGGAGGGAGCGGUUAAACUACCUGCUAGUGUUCUCGAGUCAAAGGUUGAUUACAGACCUUAUGCGCAUGCUGUUGGUAACUUCUCUGAGUGUAGAUCUGCAGCACUAACACUAUUGCAGAAAGGAAGAGAGGAAUGUAGAUACCAUGAGUGCCGCAUGGGAGCAGCAUUUGUACCAGAUCUCGUUGGGAAUUUUGUAGCAACAGAGAACUUCUACCAUACUUCAAAGUUCUUUGGGCUGCGCUCAAAGUCUUUUCUUUCUGCUCUGAUGCUGGCUGGGGAACAAUUUUGCCAUGGAGACUGGUCAAAGAUUAAAAAGGAGUACCGUUCUUUCAAUGAGGGGGAGUUGCUGCUUUUUUGCUUUUCAUCGGCAUAUAUUGUUGCUUUGCUGCAUGAUACUCUAAAAGUCCCAUUGGAUGAUAAGAGGAUUGAUGUUGCAAAUCAAAUUGGCGGUAUGCCUGUCGACUGGGCAUUGGGUGCUUUCAUUGUGCAGAAGGCGUCAAACCAGACAGAGUACUCAGAUUCAUCAGUUCCAUAUCUAAACAGCUAUGACUAUUCUGGGUUGGUUCCACUCCUCUUCAUUACCGCUGUCGUUCUAUUUACAGCAUGCUCCAUCCUGAGGGGGAGAAGAUCUCGCCUGAAGACGAUAUACGAUAUGGAGAAAGGCCGGUACAUCAUAACCAGGGUGAGGCGAUGAUAAGCCUUGCACGUCGUCGAUGGGAUUUGGUGGAGUCCCUACGAUGGGGUGGUGCCAGUGGCCGUGUUUGUAAAUUUUCGUAGUAUAUAUAUAUAUACACACGAUAUUUGCUAGGCAGCCAUAUAUGGUUCUGGAUGCUGCCUUGCAGUGUGUGUCUUUGACUGUAAGCAGCCCUUUGUAUGUAAUACAACGCUGUGAGUUGCUGCAAUGCUUGUGCACACAUGCUCAAUGCUGUACUGGUCUCAAAAUGUUGCUGAUGUAGUUGCUGCAAUCUUUUUGUCUCCAGUAUAUGUACCCAUUGUUUUCUAGCACUGACUUGCUGUAAUCUGUGAAUGUACAUUCAGAGAACAAACCUAAUCAUCGAUACCAGUUUUCCAGCCCCAAAGAGAUUGUUUUUCGAUCUAUU
Messenger RNA from Oryza brachyantha (malo sina), 2321 nucleotides. RefSeq names its product probable apyrase 6. The coding region runs from base 266 to 1915 and encodes 549 amino acids. Gene Ontology annotation, cellular component: membrane. Gene Ontology annotation, biological process: nucleoside diphosphate catabolic process. The transcript is spliced from 8 exons. Gene Ontology annotation, molecular function: nucleoside diphosphate phosphatase activity. NCBI's taxonomy places the organism in Eukaryota, Viridiplantae, Streptophyta, Magnoliopsida, Poales, Poaceae. The record is from RefSeq and is a predicted model, not a curated record.